AUGCAUCGUCCGUGGGGAAAUGUACACUCGAUGCACUAGUCGACAGGAUGUACUAGUCGUAGUGUAAAGGCCUAUAAUUGUCGAGGUCUGUGGCCACUGUGUAGAUGGUAGAUGGUCGAGAGAAGGGUGUAGAUAGAGGCGCGAUCCACGGGUGAACACAACCGACCAGCCAGCCUUGCAUCACACUGCUUGUAGAUACUAGAGAAAAGCUUCUCGAUUCCCUUCUUGUCUUCAACAAACAUUCGAUCGUUGUUAUUCUUUAAUGCCGUCGGACACCCACCCACUGUCAUUCAUUUGACGUUUUUGACUCAGUCGACCGCUGGCUGGAUGCCAUUGGUGGACAUGGAUUUGCCGGCUCAUUCUUCAGGCCGCUGUGAAGUGCAUCAUGGGGCUGUGUGUGCCGACCAGCACCAUCGUCGUCGCCUCCGUGUGGAUCGUAGUGGCUGAAGCUGGGCUCGAUCGAAUGUUGGGCCGCUUGCUACCAUCCUCUUGUUCCUUCAGCUUGCUCAAGUCGCCACGACAUGCAAACCUGGGUGGGAAGCGAUACAGAGACACGCUUUUUGUCGCACAUGCGUCUCACCAAUCAAGAAUUUCCUUCGUGAAGUCUGCCGUCAGCUCGUGGCUGGCCCAUGCGACGUUGAGCUCCUCCGAUAUGCUCGAUCUGUCAGCCUGCUAGGGACAAACAAGGAUGAUCCACGCGCCAUAGAAGUGAAUUUGUAUUGUAUUGUGAUGUACAGUCGUACGGUGAGAGAAAGGCCGUGCUUCUUCAGCUCAGGGAUUAGAGAAAAGGCUUCUCGCCAAGGGCAGCGCCUAAGAAAGAGAACAGCUGUCAUGAGAGGUGCCACCCUCUCUCUGCCUCACUGGCUGUCCCUGGGGUUGUGUCUCAGCCAACCCUUUCCGUCUAUUAGUUUCUUUUCAAGCAACGCCUUGUGGAGUCUCGAAGACAACUCCUCAUCUACCUACGCGUACGCACAUGUAAUGAUAAGCUCUUCGGGAGGAGCCUAGUUGGACCUCUUCGAUGCGAUCGGAAAAGAACGAUGGCUGCAAAUUAAAAAAACAAAGGGAGAUGUCAAAAGAUCCCCUCUAAUUGAAUUCCGAACACCUGGAUGGGGACGGGGCCGACCGCCAACAGGAGGGCAGGCCGCUCAUGCUCACGCAGACGGGUCACAAGGGCGCGAACAAGCCCUGAGACAUGCAUCUAUAUAUUGCCAGCACACCCUGCCUCCCUCACUUGUGGUACGCCUGUCCUUCGCCAUGGUAACAAAGAGCGCCGGCGGAAAAGAAUCUACCCCACUCCUGAGCGCAAUCGCCAUACCCUGGAUUGCCACCGCAUCGAAUUUGAGCGACUGCUCAGAGACGAGUGAGCCUAUUAGACGACCGCCACUCGACGAACCAAUAGCAAACAGGGGAAGAGACUCCCAUCCUUCGCGCCGCCUGAGUAUCUGCAGGGCCUCGAGCACCCUCUUCCGGUCGGCUGUGGGGCUCCAGCACAUCCUCCGCCGAUUGGCGCUGCUGACAGCAACCACUCCGUACCCCUCGCUCAACAACUCCGUCACCAUCCGCCUUUGUUCCGCCAGUCCGAGACAUUUGAUGCAGUGUUGCGAGUGUGGCCAGAAGUCCGUGGCGGAAUGAUGACACCCGUGCGCGAGAAAGACAAUGCCGCGUCGCGGGCCGCCAAAAGGCACCUCCGAUAUGACCUCGAUGCUGCCGUUUAACACCUCCAGAUGUGGCAUACUGUCAGAUAAGAAACCCAAACACCCUUGGACCCCAACAAAGACGAGGAGAAGCGUCUCGCGGUAUUCCGUCAUCAUCACCACCCAACUGCGCUUCGCCACAAUUAGGAAUCCCAGCCUCUUUCCCAGGGCGUUCCCAGAGAAAGGAAUUCCCAGUCCCAGGGAGCCAGUAAGGAGGCCUUAUGCGUGAUGGGACUCCCAGGUCCAAAGAG
Molecule: messenger RNA, 1945 nt
Organism: Vitrella brassicaformis
Lineage: Eukaryota; Vitrellaceae
Source: the annotation of a GenBank genome assembly